Molecule: messenger RNA, 705 nt
Organism: Phytomonas sp. EM1
Lineage: Eukaryota; Euglenozoa; Kinetoplastea; Trypanosomatida; Trypanosomatidae
Source: the annotation of a GenBank genome assembly
AUGUUGGGUUGCCCGGCGGACGAAACCUUUAGCUCGUUGCACCUUCAUUGCUCCACUACGAUCCCCUCUUUCUCGACGGAUGGGAGCGCGCUGGCAAAUUCGGUGAUAACCGCCGCGCAGCGGUCGCCCGAGUUCGACAACCAACUCACGAACCCCGACCGACCCGAUGGGCCCAAGGAAAGCGCAAAAACCGUCUACGACUACCAAGUCUUGGAUAGCAAUCAAGAGCUUUACGAUCUCGCGCAGCACAGGGGCCAGGUACUUCUGAUAUGCAACGUCGCCACGCGGUGUAAGGAGUAUGCGGAGAAGGCAUUCACCAUUCUCAACACCCUCCAGCACCGCUACCACGAUCGUGGGUUCACCGUACUGGCCUUCCCAUGUAAGCAAUUCGGCACGAGCGAGCUCGGGGGGGAGGAGGAGGUUGCCCAGACGGUGUCGAGCCUUUACCCCGGCAUCGGCGAUAUCACGUUUCCGAUUCUUUCUAGAGUGGACGUGAACGGUUCGUAUGAGUCGCCGUUGUACACCUACCUGAAGUCUUGCCUCAAAGGAACGAUGCGGCAAACUUCCAUUAAGUGGAACUUUACUUAUUUUUUGAUUAACAGACAAGGGGUUCCGGUGGCGCGGCUUCCUCCGGAGACGGAGAUGGAGGAUAUGGAGGCCAGAGUGAAGGAGGCGCUUGGCAUACCAUCAUCCCAAAACAGCUAG